AUGAGCACCGUUUCUCGGCUCGUUUUGAGCUCUAUGAACGGGUACACCUUUGAACGCGACGCUGGGGUUGACGUCAACGUAAGCCUGGAGUGGUAUAAGUCGACCAGUCCAUUCUCGUGGUGCGAAUCCGGAAGCACCUGUAAUCGUACACUAGGGUCGGGUGAAGCCACCGUUUCCCUGGCCAGUCGAAAGAGGCUACAGGUGCGAUUUAGGUUCCAGCCUCAGAGGCAGGCCUUUUCUUGGAACGGCCUGGAGGUGUUGCUGCAGUGCCCUGUGGCAGCAUCCACACUCGACACCGCGCUGCCCGUCAUGUACGAGCCAGCAACCAUGUGUUAUCAGGUGGUCGAACUUUACGCGGUGUGCAAGUGCCUCUACUACCAGCACGCUGUUGAUCGGUGCGCGGCAUAUGGGCAACCCGGCCAUUAUCCUCAUAAGAAGGAGGUUUUGGUAGGACACUCCUGCGGCAUUCACUCGCGCCGUAGCGGACAUUCCUACGGCGCAUCACACUACUCGGACUCUGGCUACUCAUCAAGCCACUCACCCAAAUCCUCCUCCCGUGGCCACUAUCGAUGA
Messenger RNA from Neurospora hispaniola, 573 nucleotides. RefSeq lists its product as uncharacterized. The transcript has 6 exons. NCBI's taxonomy places the organism in Eukaryota, Fungi, Ascomycota, Sordariomycetes, Sordariales, Sordariaceae. The record is from RefSeq and is a predicted model, not a curated record. The coding region runs from base 1 to 573 and encodes 190 amino acids.